AAUUUUUUGUUGAAAAACCAGAUGGCGUAGUUGUGAAAACAUGGACGGAAAAUAAUAAAACCAAGGAUUCUUAUCUUAAGAUUUCAUUUCGACUUUCGUUAACGUGACUGUGAGAAGGAAGUAUCAUGCGUUUAUUUAUUGUGUUAUCGAGUGUCUUUGCUGUUGGACUAUGUGUAGGGGGUUACAUGAAGCAAGAUCCAACCGAUCAGCAAUGGUGUGAAAGUUUGGCAACUCUGAGUAGACAUGUCAACUCUCUUUCUUUCGAGAAUGGCUGUCCGCAGAUUGUGUCUGUGUACACGCAGGUUGUUUCUGGGAUGAACUACAUUAUCAAGUACAAGGAUGGCGACAAUAUUUGCACCCUGAAGUAUUAUGUGAAAUUAUGGGAUAAUACAUACACAGUGAAUGGUCACAUUUGUGCCGUGCCUGCUAGGCAACUAGACCAGACCCAUGCCAUGCCAGGUGGUAAUAUGGAUCAGGACCCCACAGACCCGAUGUACACAGACUUGCUCUUCAACUUCACUGAUAAGGGCCUUUUGAACCAGGCCUCAAUGAACGGCCUCCUCAUCACAAAGGUCCAGUCUCAGGUUGUUGCUGGUGUGAUCUACAAGUACACAAUCCAGAUGGGAUCCAAUGUGUGCCACUUGUCAUUGUUCGAGCAGUCAUGGACAGACACUUUCGAGGUGUCAACCGACACCUGCCACCUGGCCUCAGCCCCGAAACGCCAACUUGGGGGUGGCUGGACCAGUCAAGACGCUACUGAACAGCAAUAUGCUGACCUCCUGGCUAAUUUCAACACCAAAGGUCUCCUUGGUGAUUUCCAGACCUGCAAGAUUAUUUCUGUAGAUUCCCAGGUUGUUUCUGGCAUGAACUACAAGUACCAUCUGAACUGUGCUGGGCAUAACUGCCACCUGCAGCUGUAUGUUCAAUCAUGGACAGGUGUAUACACCGUGCACACAGACACCUGCACAGCUCACAAAGUCCGCCAGCUAGGAGGUUGGCAUCCGGUCACAGACACAAACCUCGCUGGGUACCAGGAAUGUAUUAAGGCCACUGUUGAAGGAAUUAAUUCUCAGUCAAAUAGCAUGUACCGUAUGGUGGAAAGCAAUGUACAUGCCAAGUACCAGGUGGUUUCUGGUAUGAAAUAUGACAUCACUGUGACAGCUGUAAUGUCAACAUGUAUGAACAAUGCUGACAGCGUGGGCAAACUUCUUGCUGACUGCCCAAUGCAGGCCGCAAACAUGUUGGCCCAAUCUACUUGGCAUGCUGUUUGUGGGUACCAGGCCUGGAAUAACCCAGCUCUCAACUUUAUUACUCCACCAGAGAUGAUGGAUGCACAAAACCCAAAAGAUAAUGGGCCUGCUUAUGAUGUCAACAUGAGUAAAAACAAAGGAACUGUAAUUAGCCUUAAGAAAAUCCCUGACAGUUCCAUUCCAUUGCUUAAGACAGUUGCCAAAAGUUUAGCCCAGAACCUGCAUGAUGGAAAGUAUCUAGCUGAGGACGGGCAUGACCAGCAAAUCCAUGGGAAAACUCUGCUAGGCCGGGACAGGCAUGACUAUGUAACACACAUGGAUAAAUCUGAAAAUAGAGUCAAUGUAGAACAACUAAAGGGAACAGGGCGGAAGUUAUUAGCCAUUGAUGACUUUUUGGAUAAAGCAAAGGACAUACUUGGUGGCGGUGAUGAUAAUGAUGUGAUAAAUCAUGUCAAGGAUUUGAUUGAACAGAAUGGACCUGAACUUGUUAGAGUUGGCGUGGACCAUUUACUUCAGGGGGAUGAAAAUGAACUUGUUAACAAUUUAAAAGACAUGCUUGGUAAAGAUGGUCAUGACUUAUUCAACCAUGGAAAAAAUAUUGGUCAAAUAAUAUUGGGAGGUGAUGACCAUGAUAAAGUUCCCCAUGGAAAUGGACUCCUAGGUGGAGAUGACCAUGACAAAGUUCCCCAUGGCACCAAAAUGCUGGGUGGAGAUGACCAUGAUAAAGUUCCCCAUGGAAAUGGACUCCUAGGUGGAGAUGACCAUGAUAAAGUUCCCCAUGGCACCAAAAUGCUGGGUGGAGAUGACCAUGAUAAAGUUCCCCAUGGCACCAAAAUGCUGGGUGGGGAUGACCAUGAUAAGGUUCCUCAUGGAAAUGGACUCCUAGGUGGAGAUGACCAUGAUAAAGUUCCCCAUGGCACGAAAAUGCUGGGUGGAGAUGACCAUGAUAAAGUUCCCCAUGGCACCAAAAUGCUUGGUGGAGAUGACAAUGAUAAAGUUACCCAUGGCACCAAAAUGAUGGGCGGAGAUGACCAUGAUAAGGUUCCUCAUGGCAACAAAAUGCUGGGCGGAGAUGACCAUGAUAAAGUUCCCCAUGGCACCAAAAUGCUUGGUGGGGGUGACCAUGAUAAAGUUCCCCAUGGCACCAAAAUGCUGGGUGGUGAUGACCAUGAUAAAGUUUCCCAUGGCACCAAAAUGCUGGGUGGUGAUGACCAUGAUAAAGUUUCCCAUGGCACCAAAAUGCUGGGUGGUGAUGACCAUGAUAAAGUUUCCCAUGGCACCAAAAUGCUAGGUGGGGAUGACCAUGAUAAAGUUCCGCAUGGCACCAAAAUGCUGGGUGGGGACGGACAUGAUGAUUGCCACAUUGGAAUGUUCAAAGACUUCAAGAAGCAGUUCAAUAAAUUAUAUGGAUCACAGAAAGAGGAGGAGAAGCGUUACCAGGUGUUCUGUGACAACAUGCGUGCAGCGAGGAAACUGCAGCAAACUGAAAAGGGGUCUGCUAGAUACGGGGCCACCAAGUUUGCUGACCUCACUAAGGAGGAAUUUAAGCGUCACGUGGGCAAGCGGUGGGACACAGGGGCCAACUGGUGGAUGAAGAAGGCUGAAAUCCCAGGCGGUCCAGUCCCCGACUCCUUCGACUGGCGUGAUCAUGGAGCUGUCACACCCGUCAAAAACCAGGGUUCAUGUGGCAGUUGCUGGGCCUUCUCUACUACUGGAAACAUCGAGGGACAGUGGGCCAUAAAGAAAAGGAAGCUUGUUUCCCUCUCUGAACAAGAGUUGGUGGACUGUGACAAAGUGGAUGAAGGGUGUAACGGCGGGCUGCCCUCCAAUGCCUACAAGGAAAUUGAACGACUUGGUGGUCUUGAGACAGAGACAGACUACAAGUACGAGGGCCAUGAUGAGAGCUGCCACUUUAAUCGCUCCGACGUGCGUGUCUACAUCAACGACUCUGUGUCUAUCUCCUCCAAUGAGACAGAAAUGGCGGCCUGGUUGGCCAAGAAUGGACCAAUCUCAAUUGGCAUAAAUGCCUUUGCUAUGCAAUUUUACAUGGGAGGUAUAUCUCACCCCUGGAAGAUCUUCUGCAACCCGGGAAGCUUGGACCAUGGAGUGUUGAUUGUAGGAUACGGUGUCCAUGAGAGUGAAUGGUAUUGGAUUGUGAAGAACAGCUGGGGACCGGAUUGGGGGGAGAAGGGCUACUACCUUGUGUACCGUGGAGGCGGAGUCUGUGGCCUUAACACCAUGUGCACUUCCGCAGUUGUUGGCUAACUUGGUCACUUCCGCUUGAAUACAACUGUUUGAAUUAACAAUAUGUGGAUGAAAGUCUGUACUGUAUCUUGUAGAUUUGAACUCCUGUCGACUUAAUACACAUUGCUUUUUUAAUCACAUAUCUAUGUCGAGAUCAAAAUUACUCAUAUAACUUGAACAUUGCAUUUUUUUACGAUAAGUGUACUGAAUUGAAGAAAUAACUUAAUAGAUCUGAAAAUGUGGUUGUAUGCUCAGGUUGAAGGUUUUGUUUUGAUAUUAUUUUGUAAUUUUUUUGAAAGAGACUAUUUUUAUAUCCUGUUACUAUCCGUGUAUAUAGAAUGGUUGUAUCUCUGAUUUGACUCCUUGAAAAUUGCUGUGAUAAAGUGUUUGUUAUAAAUUUUGAUAUCUUUUUUUUAUGUAGACAAAACAAAUAUGUUCAUUCAGACUUCAGCAACCUUAACAUCUCCCAUUAUAAGUUUAGCAGUUUCAAAUCUUUGUUAAUGAUUCACAUGGGUUAAAUAAUAACAGCUAUUUGCACAUUAAAUAUUUCUGCUUUAUACAUGUAUAAAUUGUGGAAAAUGUUUUCACUUAACAAUUUGUACUUUGUUGAUCAAAACUGGAAUGUAAUAUCAGUUUAACUAUUUUUCAUUUUAAAGACUGAAAAAGAACAUAUGCAAUUUAUAAUGUUUUUCACUGUUGCUUCUAUUCCUCAUGCAUUGUUUCAUUUGUUUAAAGAGAGUUGGUCAAGUUUAAGUUUAAAAUGUUCUCUUUUACUAGUGUUGAUACAAAGCUGCGAAAAAAGUUGACAAUUUACGAUUUAUUUUGUUGUUUAUUACUGUAUAUACCUGGCUGGCCAGAAAUACAAACCCCAUCUUAUCAACAACCUAACAAAGAAAAGUUUGCUUAUCAUGAUUAAAUUUCUUUCAACAAAAUGUAAGUUCUGGGUAUACCGGUACUAGAAUCUAGUUUGACAUUUGAUUGCUGCGAUGAAAGGGUUUUAUAUUUCAGUCAGAAGAUAAUGAAUAAUUUUAAGAUCGUCAGCAAUUGAAAUGUCUUGUACAGUCGUUGAUAAGAUAACUAAAUGCUGAUUUUUUCCCCCUUAGAUUCUUGACUGUUCAUUUUGCAUAUAAUCUUUUGUGUAACACUGACUAAUCACAUUCCUGUUCCAUCACUCUGUAUUCUAUUGCAAUAAACUGCUUUCAAAAUAUCA
This is a messenger RNA of Mya arenaria, 4704 nucleotides long. RefSeq lists its product as uncharacterized. The coding region runs from base 126 to 3515 and encodes 1129 amino acids. NCBI's taxonomy places the organism in Eukaryota, Metazoa, Mollusca, Bivalvia, Myida, Myidae. The record is from RefSeq and is a predicted model, not a curated record. Gene Ontology annotation, cellular component: lysosome. Gene Ontology annotation, molecular function: cysteine-type endopeptidase activity; cysteine-type endopeptidase inhibitor activity. The transcript has 19 exons.